ACCGCUACCUUUGCUGAUUUUUGUUGUUGUACCUUAAGAUUAAAUGUAAGCGAUCCUCGAUUAAAGAACACAUAAGUAGUAAAAUAAUUACAUUUUGAAGUACUUAAAAACUACCCACUGAGAUGCCAAGAUGAGCAACGCUUUGAAAGCCAAGGAAUUACUCAUACGCGCCGUAGAAUGCGACCAAAAUGCUCGAAUUCUGGAGGCGCAAACUCUCUACACGGAGGGGAUCGCUCAACUUAUGCAGUUUGUAAACGGUGAGCAGGAUGAAACCAAGCGAAAGGGAUUCCUAACCAGGAUCAAGGAGUAUAUGGACCGAGCUGAUGCCAUUAAAGCGCGGGUUAAUGGCAAACUCAUGCUUGGCGAGGUGGUCUCGCAUGUUUCCAUCGAUGAGAACGACACUGGCUUCGAUUACGACCAGCUCUUUGGGAAAUACAUGGAUGACAAGACCGUGGAGAUUAUGCUGGAGGAACCCUAUAUGACGCAGAACUAUCAGUAUCAAAACCUUGUGAGAUUUUUAGAACUAGCUGUUACAAACUGCCCAAAUUUAAAGUAUUUUCGCCUGAUCACCAAAGAGUACCAGGAUCAAAAGAACCCCGAUCAACAAAAGACAAACCUUGGACAAAUAAAAGCAGAUUUGGAGCGGAGAAACAUUGCUGUAUCCAUUAAAUACGAAGACACGUUGCACGAUCGGAAAAUCUACUUGAGCAAUGGCUACAUAAUCAAAAUUGGACGGGGUCUGCACUUUUACAAGGCAGCCAAUCCCCUGUAUUCGAUUGGCCUGGUCAACUACAAAUUCCGAAAAUGCCUCCAAACGGAUGUGGAUAUUUGGCGCAACAGCAGCGCAGCAUCCUGAAGCACAGACAAUAUAAUAAUGCUUAGCUUUAAGUGAUACAGCUUCGUUUAUACAUUCUAUUCUCUUACGAUUUUUAUAAAAAUUUCCUUCAAUUUUUUCAAAA
Messenger RNA from Drosophila elegans, 959 nucleotides. RefSeq names its product MIT domain-containing protein 1. NCBI's taxonomy places the organism in Eukaryota, Metazoa, Arthropoda, Insecta, Diptera, Drosophilidae. The transcript has 3 exons. The record is from RefSeq and is a predicted model, not a curated record. The coding region runs from base 131 to 856 and encodes 241 amino acids.